Molecule: messenger RNA, 1467 nt
Organism: Anopheles aquasalis
Lineage: Eukaryota; Metazoa; Arthropoda; Insecta; Diptera; Culicidae
Gene: OXA1L
Product: OXA1L mitochondrial inner membrane protein
Biological process (GO): protein insertion into mitochondrial inner membrane from matrix
Cellular component (GO): mitochondrial inner membrane
Molecular function (GO): membrane insertase activity
Source: RefSeq, a predicted model, not a curated record
ACUGCGGUGCGUUUUUUGUUUUGUUGCGUGAUUUUCAGGGAUUUUCCACUUUUCCAAACGUUUUCCACAGAAAGUAGCCACCAAAGCUGUGAAAAAUGUUAUCCAGGGUAUGCAGGCUGGCUCCGAAGCAUGCACUAAGUGGGAGAGUCCUUUGUGGGCAGCAGGAUCCUAACUUUAUGAACCGGUCCCGGGAUUAUCAUGCCUCCACGACGAGACACACCGGUGUGCGAGUGCUAAAACCGUGUCUCCUUGCGAACACGAACCUGAGCACCGCUUUACAACCGCUAACCGCGGCAGUUUUAGUGCGGAAUCUCGGCACCGGCGUCGACGAUAAAACUGCCCUGCUAAACACUAUCCCGGAACCACCAACAAUUCCACUACAGAAUGCACCCGAAGUGGCCGACCUAGUGGCCGGGGCGGAACCUACGUUCGCUUCGCUUGGACUUGGUGGCUGGACGCCCGUCGGAAUCGUGCAAAAUUGUAUGGAGUUUUUGCACAUCGGCCUCGACCUACCGUGGUGGGGCUGCAUCGCGAUCGGUACGGUCGUCGUGCGGACCCUGCUGUUCCCGUUGGUUAUUGCCUCGCAACGAAAUGCAGCCAAGAUGAACAACCACAUGCCGCAGAUGCAGGUCCUUCAGGUGAAGAUGACCGAAGCACGGCAGGCCGGCAACGCGAUCGAUGCCGCUCGUUACGGACAGGAGCUGAUGCUGUUCAUGAAGGAGAAGAAGCUGAACCCGCUAAAGAAUAUGCUGGUUCCGCUGGCACAGGCACCGAUCUUUAUUUCGUUUUUUAUGGGCCUCAGAGAGAUGGCCAACACGCCCGUUGAUUCGAUGCGCGACGGUGGUCUGUUUUGGUUCACGGAUCUUACGGUUUGCGAUCAGUUCUACGCCCUACCGAUCAUAACCAGUAUGACGCUAUUCCUCACGAUCGAACUCGGUACGGAUAGUGCGCGCAUGUCGGCAGCCGGUAUGCAGACAGCCAAGUACAUCCUUCGUGCCCUUCCCAUCUUUAUCUUCCCGUUUACGAUUAACUUCCCCGGUGCCAUUCUGUGCUACUGGGCGUGCAGUAACUUCUUUUCGCUGUUGCAAGUUGGAUUUUUGCGGAUACCAACGGUUCGGGAUUUCUUCAAGAUCGAUCGCAUCGUGACACAUCGGCCGGAAACGUUACCGAUGAAGAAAAAAGGAUUCACCGAAGGCGUCAAGGAGUCUUGGACGAAUAUGAAGAUCAGUAGGGAGCUGGAAGAACGUGCACGUAUCGAUGAGAUUCGCUUUCAGAAGGCCGGUCGAGGACCAUUGGUGAAAACGUACAAACAUGAUCCUACCGCUUCACGAACAACAGCCACGACGGCCGGCGCAGUGAAUGCGAAAAAGCGAUAAACCAAACGGGGCAGGAAAACACCAGAAGCAUAGAUCGUUGGAACGUAACUGCGAUGAUGUAGGCAAUAAAGCAAAGUUAAUUGUAAACCUA